AUGGAGUCUAAGCACAGUCCCCAGGGUGGAAGAGCUCAAAUCACUGAUCAGGAUGGGGCUGAUUUGGGCGUCAGAUAUCCUCUUAAUCACGGCCUAUGCCCAGCAGGGUACGUUCGUCCUCCAGCAGGCCAGGACCAUGGACCAGCAACUGAUCGCCUCCUUCCAAAUCCCGCGGGGCUCCAUGACUGUGUUCACCAUGACCGAUGCUCCUCACCAUUGCCUUCGACGAUCGGGUCUUUGUCCCCAUGGCUCGGAAGUUCACUGUACUUGAAAGGGGAAUCACAUUCCUCCACCGGAUGGGCAUCAGGUUUCGUCGAAGUGAAGAGAAAACAUGCCGUAGCACCACAUAGUCUGACGAGCGUCCCUAUUUCAACCUUACCAAUCUCGACCUUCUGGCUGGUUCCUCAGUAUGCCCUCCAUGGAAUGGCUGAGGCCUUCAUAUCCAUCGGGCACCUUGAAUUUUUCCGGACCAUGAUCUCCAUCGGAAAUUACACGAGCACCCUCCUCGUGACCCUGGUGCACGAGUUCACCGACUGGCUCCCGAACGAUAACUUGAACAAAGAGAGGUUGGAAUACUUCUACUGGCUGAUCACCUUCCUACAAGUUAUCAAUCUCAUCUAUUAUUUACUCUGUGCCAAGUUCUAUACUUUUAAGCUGAUUUAGAUCCACGGAACCGAAGGCAGCAGCAACACAGACGCCAGAGGAGAUGGAGUUGAGCUUGUUAGCCAAGUUUAGUCCUAUCUGAGCACAGUUUCGGCACAAAUAUAAAGAUAUGGUACGGGCAAAUUCAGGUUGUGGAACCUUUUUCUCUUCGACUGCAUAGCACAUAAUAAUUUUAUCAUAUCGCGGAUCGACAACCAUAUGAGCUGAGAUGCCUAAUGUAAGAAGUUCAAUCAGAAGAUUAUAUGUUCAGUAUAUAUGUAUAUAUAUACACAAACACGUAUGUAUGCAGGAUGUUUACCGUGACAAACCCGAAUUAAUAAACGACAUAUGUACUUGAU
This is a messenger RNA of Punica granatum (pomegranate), 1001 nucleotides long. The record is from RefSeq and is a predicted model, not a curated record. NCBI's taxonomy places the organism in Eukaryota, Viridiplantae, Streptophyta, Magnoliopsida, Myrtales, Lythraceae.